AUGUAUCCCGUCUCGGAUUGUGUCCCGUCGUUGUUCUUCCCGACGCGUACAGAGUACAUCUCUGAAUGUAUGGACAUAAUAUCAGGUAUCGACUUUGAACUAGAUGUUCACCUCUUUUUUUUUCUUCUUUCCAGUGGGUCAGUCGAGUCGAGUACUAACUACUAUACAGAGUACAGUUUGUACCGGUUGUACUCCACUCUGUACAUGUGCUUCUAUAGCAGUUCGUUAACUGCAUGUUCCCUGCCUAAGGUUCAAAAAGCGUUGUCAGAACUCAAAUCCACAGCGAGCGAAGUAAGUAAGGAUUUACAUAUGACUGAACAUUCAACUUGGACUGGUGACUGUGUGAACUAUGACGAUGAACUACGAACCUUACUCCGUCAUAAUCAUAAUAAUGAUGAUGAUCUACCUACGUGA
Molecule: messenger RNA, 414 nt
Organism: Rasamsonia emersonii CBS 393.64
Lineage: Eukaryota; Fungi; Ascomycota; Eurotiomycetes; Eurotiales; Trichocomaceae
Exons: 4
Coding region: 1-414 (137 amino acids)
Source: RefSeq, a predicted model, not a curated record